Thrips palmi is the source of this 1287-nucleotide messenger RNA. Its product is annotated as TD and POZ domain-containing protein 1-like. Gene Ontology annotation, cellular component: nucleus; cytoplasm. Bases 125 to 1159 code for a protein of 344 amino acids. The record is from RefSeq and is a predicted model, not a curated record. NCBI's taxonomy places the organism in Eukaryota, Metazoa, Arthropoda, Insecta, Thysanoptera, Thripidae. Gene Ontology annotation, molecular function: ubiquitin protein ligase binding. Gene Ontology annotation, biological process: proteasome-mediated ubiquitin-dependent protein catabolic process; regulation of proteolysis. The transcript is spliced from 8 exons.
CUCACCCCUACAUUUGACGCGUGGAAUAAGGUUCGCUCUUGGUGUUGGUGCAAGAGUAUGGAAUGAGAUACAUGGCUGCUGGGUGCUCCGACUCAUUCGAAGACCGCACUCUCAUUUCAGGGCAAUGUCGUCGACUGCCUCCACGAGCCACGCCAACCCCGAGUCCCAGCGGCCCAGCCGUGGCCGCCUGGUGGCGAGGUACUCGAGCUUCGUUGACUUCACCACGGCCCAUCCUCACCCACCGACGACGACUACGGUGUUGCAGUGCGACCUCCAGGAGCCCGAGGUGCGGUGGGCGUUGAAGGCGCAUUCCUGCCAAAAUUCGUCCUGGACUGUCGUCUGGAUCAACCUCGAGAACGUGGCCGGGAGCCACAAGAGUCAGGUGACCUUCACGGCUAAAGUCACUUCCGACUCAGUGGUUCUCAAAGAAGAGAGCGCCGUGGCUGCCAAUGGUGGGAUAUACACGACGCACUUGAUCCUCAACAGCGGCCUGUACAGACUUCAGGUGCAACUUUUCAUGUACGAGAAGUGGCCUCCUGGCGAAGUUGAAAAGGACAGGGAUCUGAGCUGUGACCUGGCCAAGCUGUUCAAGGAAGGUGUCCUGAGCGACGUCGUCCUCCAGGUCCAGAGCGGCGACCGGGCUGACGGCGGCGUGGCGCGUGAGUUCCGCGCGCACAAGGCGGUGCUGUCUGCACGCAGUCCCGUCUUCCAGUGCCUCUUCACGACCGACAUGGCCGAGUGCCGGACCGCCACGGUGCCCGUCAACUUCUCGGUCGAAGUCACCGAGCGCAUCCUCUGGUACGCUUACACUGGCAAAAUGGAGCACGAGGCCAGUGAGCAACAAGUCCGCACGAUGGCCCAGAAUUUGGAUGUGCUUGCUGCGGCCGACUUCUACGAUAUGCAGCCUUUGAAAUCGUACUGCGAAGAACUGCUUUUGAAGCAAAUUGGGAGUAGACCGGAAGAGGUGCUGCGGACCAUCGUGCUGGCGGACCGGUAUGGAGCCGCGAGGCUGAAGCGCGUCGCCCUGGACCUGGCCGCGUCCAACGCGAGGCGCAUCCAGCAGCGGCCGGAGUGGCUGCGGUUCCUGCAGGACCACCGCGACCUGGUCAACGAGCUCUUCGCCCUCCUCGCCGAGAAGAUACCUGCCGCGCCGCAAUGAGUCCGCGAAGAUUUCUGGAAGACUUGCCUUGAUUGCUUGCUUCUAUUGGUUAUCCUGAUUGCUGCUUCUUUAAUUUUACUUUUGGAUCAGUGCAUUUUGAAAUAAAUCUGUACGCAUGUGUUUUUCAA